UCUCCAAACAAACCCCAAAACCCUUUUCUAUUUGGUUCGAGAGUUUCCUGCAGGGCGGCCUCCUUCUUCAAGCCUCCCAAUUUCCUUGCUGCUGGCGGCGACCCGAUUUAAGCCCACCCCUCAAAUUCCCCUUCUCCAAUCCAUCUUUGAAAAAACCGACCGCUUCUCCACUCCCCCUUUUCAUCUAAAACCGUAAAGACCCAAACAGAGAGAGGCGGGUUUUUCUUGCUGCUGCUAAAAAGUUGAUCUUGGGGGUCAUGGCGGCCAUUUCUCCUUCCUCAGAUCAAGCUGCAGAGUUGCUGCAGAAACUAUCCUUAGAUACACUGGACAAGCCCCUCCAAGAUCCAGAGCCCACAAACAAGACUCCAGCUGUUCAGUAUGCACCUGUUGACAUUGCUAAUCAGGUCAAUGGUUUCAAACCGUUUGAGAGGACUGCAACUUCUCCCCAUCCUGAUUUUAUGGACCCAAGCAUGUUCUACAAUCCCGCUGGUUACCCAUCUUCGACUUACUAUUAUGGAGGUUUCAAUGGAUCAUCUGCUAAUGACUGGGAUUGGUAUGGAAGUUCUAAUGGAGUUGAAAUGCCUCCUGGUGUUUAUGGAGAUUAUCAAAAUAGUUAUGGCUAUACACCUUAUGGGACAUAUUCCUCAUCGGGUUCUGCUAUGAGGCCUGAUAAUCCACUUUAUGGUCCUCAGCAUUUCCAGUAUCCCACCUAUUUCCAGCCUUCUGCUACAAGCAAUGGGCAUUUCACAGCCAACGGAGCUAACACUUCCCAAGCUGAUGUUUCAGCUCCAGUUGCUACCGACACAGUGCAAUUAUCAACAGGAACAAUGAAAGGGAACCAGAGUUCUGUUGGAAAUGUUGUGAGCAACAGGGACAAUGGGUCAAAGCCUUUAAGACCAAAUUAUCAUACCCCAUACAUGAAGUCGACUGAUUUUUACGGAUGGGGAGGCUUGCCAUCAGCAAGUUCAGGGAAUUCUUCGGCCUUUUCAUAUGGCAAUAAUUUUUCUUCUGGAAGAAGUCAGAACCCACACCCUCUUCCACAUCUCGUGGGCAUGCAACACCCUCGAGCAGGAUCAGGGAUGGAUCAAUCUGGUUUCUCGGGUCGGAUGUACCCAAAUCAUAGGAUGUAUGGCCAAUAUCCAAGCACAUUUAGACGUGGUGCAGGAUAUGUUCCUAAUGGCUUCGAUGCAAGGAUAAAUGGCCGUGGUUGGUUUGCUGUUGAUAACAAGUAUAGGUCCAGGGUUCGUGGCAGUAAUGUACUUGUUUAUGGUAGUGAAAGUGUGGAUGGCUUAAAUGAACUGAAUAAAGGACCUCGAGCAAAGGGCUUCAAGGAUCAAAAGGACUCUGAAGCUAUUACCUUGGCAGUGAAGGGGCAAAGCAUCCCCGUAAUGGGCAAGAGCGAUGAGGAUAACCUGCCUGUGUUUCCAGACAGGGAACAGUACAACAAAGAUGAUUUUCCUGAGACCUACUCAGAUGCUAAGUUCUUUGUAAUUAAAUCGUACAGUGAGGAUGAUGUCCAUAAAAGCAUUAAAUAUGGCAUGUGGGCAAGCACACCCAACGGAAACAAAAAGCUAGAUGCUGCUUACAAGGAAGCCCAGGAGAUAUCUGGUGGAUGUCCUUUAUUCCUCUUGUUCUCUGUCAAUGCAAGUGGGCAGUUUGUUGGUCUUGCUGAAAUGGUGGGUCCUGUUGAUUUUGACAAAAGUAUGGAGUACUGGCAGCAGGACAAGUGGACUGGUUGCUUCCCUAUUAAAUGGCAUAUUAUCAAAGAUAUACCAAACAGCACCUUGAGGCGUGUUACGCUAGAAAACAAUGAGAAUAAACCUGUAACAAACAGCAGGGAUACUCAGGAGGUUAAAUUUGAGCAGGGUAUUGAAAUACUUAAAAUAAUAAAAGGUCAUUCAAGCAGGACGUGCAUUUUAGACGAUUUUGAGUUUUAUGAAGGGCGUCAAAAGGCCAUGCAAGAGAAGAAGGCCAAGCAGAAGCAGUUCUAUAAGCAGGUUGGUGAUGCGGUGGUGUCAAAUGGCACAGAAAAGGAUGGGUUGGUAAGUAAACAGGGAUCACAAAGAUCUGUCGAAGUAGGUGUAGCCUUGGCCAAGGACUCAGCUGCUCCAAAGGCUACUGUUCCUGGGGUUAUCGAAACUAGCCCGGAUCUCAAGUUUUUGAAAGAUAACGGUGCAGUUGCAGCCAAUAGCUGAGGACGCCUUGGAACGGCUUUCAUGUGGACUCUUAAAAGGAAAAUAAAGCUGUUUCAAAUGGAGUUUGAGUUUCUAAUAGUGGCAUUUAUUUUUAUUUUUUUAAAUUUAUGACUCUGAUUUAGUAUUAUAGUUGGUUGAGCUUUUGGAAUUUGGCAAGAUUAGCUACCGCAGUGAAUUCUUCUUCUGUGUUUCAGCCCUUGUUUUCUUCUCUUUUCCUUUUCCUUUUCCUUUUUAAUGUAUUUGUUUUCCCUUUGGUGAGUGGAAGUGAUAUAUGUAGAAGGAGAAAGGUUGUAGUGUAGUGCACCGAAGACAUAUUGCAAUUACCUUUUCAGUCUCUGAGUUGACUUUUAGAUUUGCGCA
Messenger RNA from Coffea eugenioides, 2555 nucleotides. RefSeq names its product YTH domain-containing protein ECT4-like. Gene Ontology annotation, molecular function: mRNA binding. Gene Ontology annotation, biological process: mRNA destabilization. NCBI's taxonomy places the organism in Eukaryota, Viridiplantae, Streptophyta, Magnoliopsida, Gentianales, Rubiaceae. Bases 258 to 2195 code for a protein of 645 amino acids. Gene Ontology annotation, cellular component: cytoplasm. The record is from RefSeq and is a predicted model, not a curated record. The transcript is spliced from 10 exons.